Messenger RNA from Triticum aestivum (bread wheat), 2763 nucleotides. RefSeq lists its product as uncharacterized. NCBI's taxonomy places the organism in Eukaryota, Viridiplantae, Streptophyta, Magnoliopsida, Poales, Poaceae. The record is from RefSeq and is a predicted model, not a curated record. Bases 124 to 666 code for a protein of 180 amino acids. The transcript is spliced from 4 exons.
UCUCGCCCCACAUCCGAGCUCCCGUUCGCUUCAUCCAGCCCCGCCCCUUCCCCCCGUCUCCUCUCCGCGUGGGCUGGGACGCACCGCUUGAAACCCACGCAUGGUAGUCUACGCGCCGUCGCUAUGCUCCCCACGCGUCUCCUGCCCCGACGGCCCGAGGAUCCUCAUGCCGUCUUGGCUGGACUGUGCAAAGAGAUGACGGUGAACCUUUGGUUGCACGGCGCGGCGGCUCGCCAUGGGACUCGACGGUACGGUGGCCAGUCCCGUGACACCAUGCCUCUCCCACCUCUUUCGGUGGCUUUCUCUGCUGCCCCUGGAGCUCAACGUGGAGGGACUCGCCAUGCAUCGCGCAUCGUUCUGGACGCGGCUGCCCACAACCCUGCAAGUCGACUGUUCCAACGCCCACCAAGUGUACGACGUAAUGUUUGGACAACUGUAGGAUCCUCCAUGGAAUCUUCGAACAGAUCAAUGGAUAAAGCAAAAGAAAAUCCAUACGUGGUUCUGUCAGGCCUGCUGCUUCAGGUCAUCCUCCUCAAGAGUGUGAGAAGAAGCAGCUGCUGCAGAAUGCAUCGCACGCUAUAUACUCAUGGGUCUUCAGGACAGAGAUGGGAGGCUCUUCUACAAGCUCAUGAUCGACAUCAGGGAGCUGCAUAUCCUUAUUUAUAGAGAUAAUUAGAAGUUUGAGAGAAAUUUAGUGUGCUCUGCAUCUAAUUUCAGAGGAAGUACAUCUACUGCAUGCAAGUGGGUUCAUGCCAUUAUACAUAGCACGUUCCAGCUGUUAUAUAUCCUUACUUUGGGAGACAAUUAGUAGUUUCUGAGCAUAUAUUUCAUAGCACGAGCACAUAGCUAUGAGAGAUUAUUAGAGCAGUAGUUCUACCUACUACCACAUGUAUUUUUCCAUUGAUUGUACAAGUGCACAUGUACAUCUCUGAAUACAGAAGAACCUUAUUACUGAAGUUAUAGAACAGAGGUGGUGUUGCUCUAUAUAUACAGGCUAUUAUUUGCAUGCUUUGCUGAAUAAGUGCAGUUUAGAAUGAGUUGAAAUCUAAGAGCAGACAGUUGCAUGUUCGACUUCCGUUGUGCAGUACCAUUUCUUACUUCCAAUUCGAAUAGUUGUCCUUCAGUAUUUGCCUAGCUCUAAUACCAUUGCUCAGAAAAUACAUACACCUUUUUUAGUGUCUGAAUUUUAUUAUCUGUUGGUGAUCAGUUUUUCCUACUCUAGUUGUUGGAUGUGCUAUCCUCCCUUCUCACUCUCGGGCUCUAGCAGCAAAUGGACGGCAAGCAUCACGAAGCAGCUCAGCUCCAUCGCCUUCAGUGGUGGCAAGGUCUGUAUGCUCAGCCCAACCCCAAUGCUCUCUGUGCAUUUUAUUUAUACACCAAAAUAUACUGAAUGGAGGACAAGUUCUACUUUUUGUUAAUGGAGCUAGCUUGAUUGAUUUUUUCAGCAUUAGCUUGAUCAAUCUAAUCCCGGCAGAUGCGCUACUUUUUGUUCAUGCUCACGUGUAUUUGUGUUAAUGUCUGCAAAGGAGCAAGCGUACUAGAGGGAUGGUUGGAAGGGGAGUAAUCUGCUACAAUGUUUUACAUCUUCUAUAGUUAUUUUUUGAAUCUGUGAUAUAAUAUAUAAUGCAUUCUGUAGAAACCAAAAUGAUGUGCAUUGGAGCUUCUCUCUUGGUAUGAUUCUUUCAUUCGUUUCUUCUUUGAGGAAACUCCAUACUUGAAAAAUGUCUCUUCAUGGCUUCUUCAAAGUUUUUUCUGUAGUUUUCAGUCUUGGGUGCAUGCAGUUUCUUCAUGUCACGUCUGAAAUUUGGAGCCAUGUAUGUAAGUACAUUAUAAUUGGCAGAGCCUUCCCGGUUUAUGAUACUAAAUGAGGUACAUCUAUAUAUAGGUUUGCACUGUGUCAUUUUUUCCUGUGAUUAAUUGAUCUUCAUAGCAAGAAAAUCCUGUUUGAGGGAUAUUGUGCAUACUCUGACUUUCAGUGAUUUUUAUGAGAACAGGGUUGUCAACUAAUUAUUUUUAAAAGAAUUCACAAUGCAAACAAUGAUUUUAGCAAAAAUAUGCAACAGCUUUUCCGAUGUGCUGCCACUUCAGAUGUACCCCCAGCGUCCACACAGCGAAGAUCCUAUUAUCGCGUACACAGGAGCAAAACCACCUGAGUGUCCAAGAAUUUGCAAAAGCUUUAUAUCACUCUAUUACAUUCACUAAUAUUGCGGGAGGCUAUACCAGGAUGAUCUAAUUCAGUAAAAAAUAUUUGCGACAUCUUAUUGUAGUACAGUUGUAUGACCAUACACAGCCCUAUGUAGAGUGCACGGCACAUGGUUUUAAUAAGUACUCCCUCUGUAAACAAAUAUGUAAACAAAUAUAAGAGUGUUUAGAUCACUAUUUUAAUGAUCUAAACGCUUUUAUAUUUCUUUACGGAGGGAGUAGCUUUAAUUAGAGGUGUGCCAAUAUCAAUUGUUUGUCGGUGACUAUCGUGCAUGACUAUAAUAAAUGUACUUCUUCGAUAUCUUCAACUUUUAUAUAUAUUGGUGCUUCUCUUUAAUUGAUGGCAAACGAUACACAUAAAGCUACUGUACAUAUUUUAUCAACUUAUAACUAUCAUAGUUCUAUUGUUUGAAUCAUGGUCUACAUAGUCGCGACAUAUGACAGGCGUGGCGUGUCGCCGCGCGGGCUAAGCUAGUAAUACUCUACGUAUGAUUGUAUUUUCCACCCUUCGGGAGGCCAUCGCCAGAACUUCCUCCUUGUCUCUCUCCCUCUCUCUCCCUC